GGCCGCCGCCGCUGCUCCGCGGAGCCACCCCGCCCGGCCCCGCGUCGCGUCCGCCUCCGCUCGCUGCGCAGCGGAAACAUGGCGGCGGGCAGGGAGUGAGCCGCCCCGCGCCCGCAGUGCUAGACCGGGGCGAUGUUAGGAAUCGCAGAUGCGGCCACCUGUCAGAGUCCACACUCCAAGACCGAGUAGAAGCUACUGACAUCCUGGAGCUAGCAUCUAGUGUUUUUUGCAUGGCCAAAGGGGCCUGUGCUGCCCCACUGCAGAGGACACGUCAAGAAAUGCUGGUUUGCUACAGCGUUUUAGCUCGUGAGAGGCUCUGGGACUUCCGCUCCGUCAUGGGGUCCCCUCUAGGUCAUUUUACCUGGGACAGAUACCUAAAAGAAACAUGUUCAGUCCCAGCGCCUGUCCAUUGCUUCAAGCAGUCCUACACACCUCCGAGCAACGAGUUCAAGAUCAGCAUGAAAUUGGAAGCCCAGGAUCCCAGGAACACCACGUCCACCUGUAUCGCCACAGUAGUUGGGCUGACAGGGGCUCGCCUCCGCCUUCGCCUGGACGGCAGUGACAACAAAAAUGACUUCUGGCGGCUCGUUGACUCAGCUGAAAUCCAGCCUGUCGGCAACUGUGAGAAGAAUGGGGGUAUGCUGCAGCCCCCUCUGGGAUUUCGGCUGAAUGCCUCCUCUUGGCCCAUGUUCCUGUUGAAGACGCUCAAUGGAGCAGAGAUGGCUCCCAUCAGGAUUUUCCACAAGGAACCACCAUCGCCUUCUCACAACUUCUUCAAAAUGGGAAUGAAGCUAGAAGCUGUGGACAGGAAGAACCCGCAUUUCAUUUGCCCAGCCACGAUUGGGGAAGUGCGGGGCUCGGAGGUGCUUGUCACUUUUGAUGGGUGGCGAGGGGCCUUUGACUACUGGUGCCGCUUCGACUCCCGGGACAUCUUCCCUGUGGGCUGGUGUUCCUUGACGGGAGACACCCUGCAGCCGCCCGGCACGAAAGUUGUGAUUCCAAAGAAUCCCUAUCCUGCCUCCGAUGUGAACACUGAGAAGCCCAGCAUCCACAGCAGCACCAAAACUGUCUUGGAGCACCAACCAGGGCAGAGGGGGCGUAAACCAGGAAAGAAGCGGGGCCGGACACCCAAGCCCCUAAUUCCCCCUCCCAUCUCUACCCCAUCCAAGUCAGCUGAACUUUUGAAAUUCCCAAAGAAGAGGGGUCCCAAACCUGGCAGUAAGAGGAAACCUCGGACUUUGCCGAACCCGCCACCCACCUCACCAACAACCAGCACCCCCGAACCGGAUACCAGCACCGUGCCCCAAGAUGCGGCCACCGUCCCCAGCGCAGCCAUGCAGGCCCCCACAGUUUGUAUUUACUUGAACAAGAACGGCAGCACAGGCCCCCACUUAGAUAAGAAGAAGGUCCAGCAGCUCCCUGACCAUUUCGGGCCUGCCCGAGCCUCCGUGGUGCUGCAGCAGGCUGUCCAGGCCUGCAUCGACUGUGCUCAUCAUCAGAAAACCGUCUUCAGCCUCCUCAAGCAGGGCCACGGAGGCGCAGUCAUCUCAGCCGUGUUCGACCGCGAGCAGCACACCCUCAGCCUCCCAGCUGCCAACAGCAUCACCUACGUCCUCCGCUUCCUGGAGAAACUCUGCCACAACCUUCGCAGUGACAAUCUGUUUGGCAACCAGCCCUUUACACAGACUCACGGCCACGCCAGGUACCUACCAGGUGAGAGCUUUACCCUGGGAAAUAGUCUGGCCCGGUCCUUGGCGCCACACUCAGACUCAAUGGACUCUGCCUUGAAUCCCACCAGCCUUGUCAGCACCUCCCCAAAUCUUCGAAGUGGGUUCCGGCCUUUGCUUCCACCCUGUGGCCUCCCGCUGAGCCCUGCCUCAGCUGUGCGCAGGCUCUGCUCCAGGGGGUCGGAGCGGCACCUGGAAGGCCGGGACACCUCUCGACUGAGUGGCCGGGACCCCUCCUCGUGGACGGUGGAGGAUGUGAUGCAGUUUGUCCGGGAAGCGGAUCCUCAGCUCGGACCCCAUGCUGACCUCUUUCGCAAACACGAGAUCGACGGCAAGGCCCUGCUUCUGCUGCGCAGCGACGUGAUGAUGAAGUACAUGGGGCUGAAGCUGGGGCCCGCGCUCAAGCUCUCCUACCACAUCGAGCGGCUGAAGCAGGGCAAGCCCUCCAGCUCAUCGCCUCUCUCCCGACACUAGAUUUCCAGAGGAGGGCGGCGUCCUGCCCUGGCCCCAGACGGGCCCUCUCCAGGGAGGCGCGGCCCCUUGGCAGAGGUCGAGACCGGGCGCUCUCUUUGGGUGGACAGGCCCCUGAGCUUGGGCCACGUCGUUGCGCACGGGGAGGAGGGUCCCUGGCGCCUUCCCUCCCCGCCCCCCGGGGCCCCCUGCAGCCCCUUCUGUGGGAAUGGGGGUCCCCGCCCUGCCCUGUCCCCACCAAGCUCCUUGCCUUGGCUGGAAUUGCUGCUGAAGGAGGUGGGUCCCGUGGCGUUAGGGCCUCUAAGACGGCUGGGAGAGAAGGGUCCCGGCUGGGGUCUGGUCGCCCCCACUGCACUGUCCCCAUGCUUCCUUUGUAAGCAAGUCAGCAGCAUAGCUGCCCCUGCUGCCCUCUGGACUUAUUUUACGUCAGUCUGUUUGUAAAUAAAAACAAUAUAGAUGCCA
Phacochoerus africanus (Common warthog) is the source of this 2660-nucleotide messenger RNA. RefSeq names its product Scm polycomb group protein homolog 1 (gene SCMH1). NCBI's taxonomy places the organism in Eukaryota, Metazoa, Chordata, Mammalia, Artiodactyla, Suidae. Gene Ontology annotation, biological process: regulation of DNA-templated transcription. Gene Ontology annotation, cellular component: nucleus. The record is from RefSeq and is a predicted model, not a curated record. Gene Ontology annotation, molecular function: protein binding.